Molecule: messenger RNA, 729 nt
Organism: Neurospora tetraspora
Lineage: Eukaryota; Fungi; Ascomycota; Sordariomycetes; Sordariales; Sordariaceae
Exons: 2
Coding region: 1-729 (242 amino acids)
Cellular component (GO): intracellular membrane-bounded organelle
Source: RefSeq, a predicted model, not a curated record
AUGAGGAUACGCAUGCCCUUCGCCGGCAUCUUCGCCGCCCUCCUCCUCCUCUCCGCCUACGCCGGCUUGUCCUCCCUACACAUGCCCCAAGGCGCCCUCCUCAACGACAAAACGCUGCACUUUUUCGUCUUCUUCCUUUUGACUACAACCUUCUACUGGAUCCUCGACACCACGCGCCGACGCAUCCUCCACCUUACCUUAUCCGUCUGCACCCUGGGCAUGGGAGUGGGCUCCGAGUUCGUUCAGGCCGCGAUCCCUGACAACGGAAGGGAAUUCGAUCCCUAUGAUAUUUUGGCGAACCUUGUGGGGAGUUUGAUGGGACUGGGAUUGUGUGGGUGGUAUCAUAAGCGGAUGUUGGAGAGGAGGAGGGUGAGGAAAUAUACUGCUCUGCCGACUGGGGAGGAACUUGUUGAUGGUGAAGGGGAUCUUGAUCUAGAGUUGGGAGAAGGUGUGGGUGUGGUGAGGAGGAGUGGGGAGCAUGAGGAGGGCGUUGUUGUUGCUGCUUCUGCUGCUUCUGGCCCUACUGCUGCUUCUCCGGCUGCGGCUGCGGCACCAGCUACGACGGCGAAGAAUAUGUCGCUUGAGGAGGAGUUGGAUAAUUGGGAUGAGAACGCGGUGGAUGCGUGGGAUGAGGAUGAUGAGGCGGGUGAUGUGGGCGGUAGUGGUGCUGGUGGAAAGAGCGGGGAUGCUACUAAGGAUGUUGGGGCUGCUAAGAAGCGGGUUGAUUGA